This is a messenger RNA of Arabis nemorensis, 864 nucleotides long. Lineage: Eukaryota; Viridiplantae; Streptophyta; Magnoliopsida; Brassicales; Brassicaceae. The record is from the annotation of a GenBank genome assembly.
AUGCAUAGAUCUGGUACUACAAUGGCAUGGAACGUAUUCAAAUUCUGUACAGCUUUACGAGGUCUUGGAUCCAUCAUGAUCCUUUUGGUUCUUGGUGUUGUCGGUGUUAUAUAUUACGCAGUUGUUUUGACUAAUUAUGGACUAGCUCUAUCUCAAGGCGGGUUUGAUUCUAUUACUGCUCUUACCAUCUUAAUCCUCUUCCAUUUACUCGUAACCGGGAUGCUUUUGCGGAGCUACUUCUCUGUUGUUUUUACUGAUCCUGGUGUUGUGCCUCUUAAUUGGAGACCAAGUACUGAUGAAGAAAGAGGUGAAUCUGAUCCAUUAAAUAGUUUGGAGUUUGUCGGUUUACAGAUCGAUUCUUCGAACCCGAGAAUUCGGUUUUGUAGAAAAUGUAAUCAACCGAAACCUUCCCGUUGUCAUCAUUGUUCUGUUUGUGGUCGGUGUGUGUUGAAAAUGGAUCACCAUUGCGUUUGGGUUGUGAAUUGUGUUGGAGCGUUGAAUUAUAAGUAUUUUUUUCUUUUCUUGUUCUACACGUUUUUAGAGACGACUCUUGUGACUCUAGUUCUUAUGCCGCACUUCAUAGCGUUCUUUAGUGACGAAGAAAUGCCUGGAACCCCGGGCACUCUUGCUACUACUUUUCUUGCAUUUGUUUUGAACUUGGCGUUUGCUUUGAGCGUAAUGGGUUUCUUAAUCAUGCACAUUUCGUUGGUGGCUGGUAAUACCACAACGAUAGAGGUAUAUGAGAAGAAAACCAGUACGAAAUGGCGGUAUGACCUCGGUAGAAAGAAAAACUUUGAACAGGUAUUUGGAAUGAAUAAGAGAUACUGGUUCAUCCCAGGAUACACUGAAGAAGAUCUAAGGUGA